Messenger RNA from Mugil cephalus (flathead mullet), 2909 nucleotides. It is a transcript of the gene cnot9, whose product is annotated as CCR4-NOT transcription complex subunit 9. The transcript has 8 exons. NCBI's taxonomy places the organism in Eukaryota, Metazoa, Chordata, Actinopteri, Mugiliformes, Mugilidae. The record is from RefSeq and is a predicted model, not a curated record. The coding region runs from base 126 to 1019 and encodes 297 amino acids. Gene Ontology annotation, cellular component: CCR4-NOT complex; CCR4-NOT core complex; P-body. Gene Ontology annotation, biological process: negative regulation of translation; mRNA catabolic process.
CAUGCUAAUGUAGCUUAAUUUGUUCAAGCUGAAUAACUCCGCUUCAGAUCGUCAAAACACUUUAAAAAUCUACAAUACAGCUUAACAGAAAGCCUUAGCGGAUUAUAAAAGCACUGCUGCACAAAAUGUUGGCAACAGGAGCAGCUGUCACCACGGCACUGGCACAAGUAGACAGAGAAAAGAUCUACCAGUGGAUCAAUGAGCUGUCCAGCCCUGAGACCAGGGAGAAUGCCCUUCUGGAGCUCAGCAAGAAAAGGGAGUCUGUGCCAGACCUGGCACCCAUGCUGUGGCACUCCUGCGGCACCAUAGCAGCUUUGCUGCAGGAAAUCGUCAACAUCUACCCAUCGAUCAAUCCUCCCACGCUGACAGCACACCAGUCCAAUAGAGUGUGUAAUGCACUGGCACUCCUCCAGUGUGUAGCCUCCCAUCCAGAGACAAGGUCGGCUUUCCUGGCCGCACACAUCCCGCUCUUCCUUUAUCCGUUUCUACACACCGUGAGCAAAACGCGGCCGUUUGAGUACCUCCGCCUCACCAGCUUAGGAGUCAUUGGUGCUUUGGUGAAAACAGAUGAGCAGGAAGUGAUUAACUUCCUGUUGACCACAGAGAUAAUUCCUUUGUGCCUACGCAUCAUGGAGUCUGGAAGUGAGCUCUCCAAGACGGUCGCUACAUUUAUCCUACAGAAGAUCCUCUUGGACGACACGGGCCUGGCGUACAUCUGCCAAACCUACGAGCGCUUCUCCCAUGUCGCCAUGAUUCUUGGUAAAAUGGUCCUCCAGCUCUCCAAAGAACCCUCGGCCCGCUUGCUGAAGCAUGUGGUGCGGUGUUACUUACGGCUGUCUGACAACUCCAGAGCGAGAGAAGCUCUGCGCCAGUGCCUCCCCGACCAGCUCAAAGACACCACCUUCGCCCAGGUCCUGAAGGAUGACACCACCACGAAACGCUGGCUGGCCCAGCUGGUGAAGAACCUGCAGGAGGGUCAGGUGACCGACCCCCGCGGGAUACCUCUCCCCUCACAGUGAGCGCCCUCACCGAUCUCUUUCUGCUCUUGGUGCACCAGCAAGGAACUGCCAAACAGAUGACGAGCCUUCAUGAAUUCAGAGACAGCUAGUGUUGGAAAGGUUUGAGAUAACUACCUAAUUUAUUUUAUGACAUUUUCGGUUUUAAAUUCAGCAACAAAGCUAGAAAGUCUUUAAAAAUAUGUCUUUAAACCAGGCAGAGUAGGUACUUUAGUUUAUAAGACUGAUUGUAGUGAAAGUUCUAGUAGAUGUUUCCUCAGGUCUGCCAUUUUUAUGUUGACAGCAGUAAUGUGAGAGACCUCUCUCUGAUUUCAGAACGGAAGUUCCAACAUUGAAAGGCCUUAUUUUCCAGAGUCAUGGCCACCCACCUUGGACUUGGCUUUGGCACCAAUUUGAUUGGUAGAAUACAGGCAGCACAGAUACAAUAAUUAAAAACUUGAGCGCAUAGUGCCAAAUGAAUGUAGCCUGCCUUGUCUUAGACACAGCUCCUUAUAAGCCAUCCUUGAUGGUGUUCCACUCAAAUUUAGCCGACCUACAAUGUGUUGUCCAGAAAAUGCCAAGAGAAGGCAUUCUUGCACAGUGAUAAAAGAAAACUCGGCAGAAAGAAUAAAAGAAGAUUUAGUAACUCACAUUUUUGUUUUUUUUUCAGUGUAAUGUAUUAUGUUACCUUUAUUUUGUAAUCUAAUUACAAAAUACUAGAUGCAGUUAGUUGUCGCCCAACAACUAAAGGAGACCGCACAAUUUUUAUGAAAUACUUGAAAAGAAAAGGCUGUUGCCUGAUUGUGUUCUUGUUCACAUGUUCUACUUGAAAUUUGCAGUUCUGUUCCCAUGAAUCCUUAUAUUCAAGUCGCCUCAGUGUGCCGUAUAUGAUAUACAGAUUCAGUGCAUCCUAAAAUAUUUAAUCUGCUAAAAAAAAAAAAUAAAAAAAAAAGUUUUAUGAAACAUAGGUUUUUGUUUAAAAAAAAAAAAAAUACAACCAAGAGCAAAUGGGUUUUCAGUGUGCAUACUUCUAAACUAAUACUUAAUGGAAGCACCUUUUGAUUCUAUUACAGGACACUGUCUGUGUAAAUAAGAGUCUUUUGCAUUUGUAUAAUUUCCUGUUAAUAAUUUCCAGCUUAAGAAAAACAUGAUGCUGCCACCUCCAUGCUUCAGUGUUGGAGGGAUGGAUCUGGUGUUCUUUUGUUGAUGUGCCGUGUUGCCAGACAUACAUUUCAGUCUCAACAGACCACAACACAUUUUUCACAUAGAUAUGGCAGGCUCUUUUUGAAAGUUUAGCCUUGCUUGGGUGUGUUUUUUUCUUUUCUUUUUUUUUGCCACCCUGGUUCAUAGCCACGUUAUAUUUUCUCUAUUUAUUUAAGGCUAUCUUUAUUGUGUUCUGUCUUUUAUUAUAGAGAGUAUUAGUAUUAAUACUCCCUUCUGGUGAAGACAAGUGUGUACAUUACAUGAGCUUGAUAAGUGGUUGAUUCUGAACGCAAAUCAACAAGUUAUAAAAAGGAUGCACACUCAUUUGCACUUCUCAUCCUUUUUUGUGUAGGCUGUAAUUUUUACCUUAAAACUGCAGAAGUUCUUUUUUAACUUCACAUAAGCUUGCUGCUUUAACAGAAACUUUGGCAGAUGUGCCUUUAUUGUCCAGAGGGGAAAUUCAAAGAUGACAUGGCAAUACAGGGAGUUAACAGUGGGAAAGAAACUGUCUAUACAGUAGUGUAUAAUACUGGAUGGUGCUUAAAUACUGUCCACUAGAAACAGCAAAAAACAGUGUGCGUAUAUAUGUGCCAGAAUACUGUUCAUAUGUGUACAUGUGAAAUGUCUGUGGUAUGUUUAUACAUAUGUCAGAACAUGUGCAACACAUGUGGCAUUUGUAUCGAAAAUGAAUAAAACUCUUUGCAAAAUCUG